Molecule: messenger RNA, 3222 nt
Organism: Torulaspora globosa
Lineage: Eukaryota; Fungi; Ascomycota; Saccharomycetes; Saccharomycetales; Saccharomycetaceae
Gene: ILS1
Product: isoleucine--tRNA ligase ILS1
Exons: 1
Coding region: 1-3222 (1073 amino acids)
Biological process (GO): isoleucyl-tRNA aminoacylation
Molecular function (GO): ATP binding; aminoacyl-tRNA deacylase activity; isoleucine-tRNA ligase activity
Source: RefSeq, a predicted model, not a curated record
AUGUCUGAGAACUCUUCAUCUCAUUUCUCUUUCCCCAGAGAAGAGGAGAAAGUGCUUGCUUUUUGGGACGAAAUUGAUGCAUUUCGCACAUCUUUGAAGCUUACUGAGGAUAAGCCUGAGUUUUCGUUCUUUGAUGGUCCGCCAUUUGCUACUGGUACUCCUCACUAUGGCCAUAUUCUGGCCUCGACCAUCAAGGACAUUGUUCCAAGAUAUGCUACAAUGACGGGCCAUCACGUUGAGAGAAGAUUCGGUUGGGACACUCAUGGUCUACCUAUCGAACACAUCAUUGAUAAGAAACUAAAUAUCACUUGUAAGGAGGACGUUUACAAGUUUGGGAUCGAUAAUUAUAAUAACGAAUGUAGAGCGAUCGUGAUGACUUAUGCCGAAGAAUGGAGAAAAACUAUCGGCCGUUUGGGUCGUUGGAUCGAUUUCGAUAACGAUUACAAGACCAUGUACCCAAGUUUCAUGGAGUCCGAAUGGUGGUCCUUCAAGCAGUUGUUCAAUAAGGGCCAAGUUUACCGUGGUUUCAGAGUCAUGCCAUAUUCCACUGGCUGUACUACGCCAUUGAGUAAUUUCGAAGCUCAACAGAACUAUAAGGAUGUGAACGAUCCUGCUGUAACCAUUGGUUUCAACGUGAUCGGCCAAGAGAAAACACAAUUGGUUGCUUGGACAACUACGCCGUGGACUUUGCCUUCCAAUCUGGCUCUGUGUGUGAACCCUGACUUUGAAUAUGUCAAGAUUUAUGACGAGAAGAAAGACCGUUAUUUCAUUUUGCUCGAAUCAUUGAUCAAAACUUUAUACAAGAAACCAAAGGACGAAAAGUUUAAGGUGGUUGAGAGAAUUCAAGGUAAGGAUUUGGUGGGUCUCAAGUAUGAACCACUUUUCCCAUAUUUUGUGGAAAAGAUGGGCGCAACUGCCUUUAAAGUCGUGGGAGAUGGUUAUGUUACCAGCGAUUCUGGUACAGGUAUUGUGCACAAUGCACCGGCCUUUGGGGAAGAGGAUUACAACGUUUGUUUGAACCAUGGCAUUUUUGAAGAGGGCGGUUUUUUCCCAAAUCCGGUCGAUGAUGCCGGUAAAUUCACCUCUGAAGUGACCGACUUCAGCGGGCUCUACGUGAAGGAUGCUGACAAGGAGAUUAUCAAAUUUUUGACGGCUACUGGGAACUUGCUUCUAGCGUCUCAAAUUAGGCACUCCUAUCCAUUCUGCUGGAGAUCUGAUACCCCUCUAUUGUACCGUACUGUUCCUGCUUGGUUUGUCAGAGUCAAGGAAAUCAUUCCUCAGAUGCUGGAGUCUGUUAUGAAUUCACGCUGGGUUCCAAGAACUAUCCAAGAAAAGAGAUUUGCAAACUGGAUCGCCAACGCUCGUGACUGGAACAUUUCGAGAAACAGAUACUGGGGUACGCCAAUCCCGCUGUGGGUCUCCGACGACUUGGAAGAAAUCGUUUGUAUCGGUUCGGUUGCAGAGCUUGAAGAGUUGAGUGGUGUCACCGGCAUCAAAGACCUACAUCGUGACUUUAUCGAUAAGAUCACUAUCCCUUCAAAGCAAGGUAAGGGACAAUUGAAGAGAAUCGAAGAAGUUUUUGAUUGCUGGUAUGAGUCCGGCUCUAUGCCCUAUGCCUCUCAGCAUUAUCCUUUUGAAAACCAAGACAAAUUCAAAUAUAGAGUCCCUGCAAACUUUAUCUCUGAAGGUUUAGAUCAAACCAGAGGUUGGUUCUAUACGUUGAGUGUCCUGGGUACCCAUCUGUUUGGCCAGGUCCCUUACCAAAAUGUUAUUGUUUCUGGUCUUAUCUUGGCUGCUGAUGGUAAGAAGAUGUCCAAGUCUUUAAAGAACUAUCCAGAUCCAAACAUCGUGUUGAGUAAAUACGGUGCAGAUGCAUUGAGAUUAUAUUUAAUAAAUUCCCCUGUGUUGAAAGCUGAAACCUUGAAAUUCAAAGAGGAGGGUGUUAAGGAAGUCGUUUCUAAAGUUUUGUUGCCAUGGUGGAAUUCUUAUAAGUUCUUGGAAGGACAAAUAGCCUUAUUGAAGAAAACCUCAGGCAUUGAUUUCAAGUACAAUCCUUCUAUUCAAAGUGAUAAUGUCAUGGAUAGGUGGAUUUUAGCUUCUAUGCAAUCUCUGGUUCAACAUAUCCACACGGAGAUGGAACUUUAUGAAUUAUUCGCCGUGGUUCCUAGAUUGUUGCAUUUCAUCGACGAAUUAACUAACUGGUACAUCAGAUUCAACCGUCGUCGUUUGAAGGGUGAAAACGGUGUUGAUGAUUGUUUGAAGGCUUUGAACAGUUUGUUCGAAGCAUUGUUCACAUUCGUCAGGGCCAUGGCUCCGUUCACUCCAUUUUUAUCUGAUUCUAUCUAUCUAAGGAUGAAGGAAUUCAUUCCAGAAGAAGUUUUGGCUAUGUUUGGUAAAGACGCUAGAUCUGUUCAUUUCCUAUCGUACCCAGAGGUUAGAAGGGAGCUAUUCGAUGAAGCCAUCGAGAAGUCGGUCGCCAGAAUGCAAUCGGUUAUCGAUUUGGGCAGAAACAUUCGUGAGAAGAAGACUAUCUCUUUAAAGACCCCAUUGAAGAGUUUGGUUAUCCUGCACAGCGAUAAGAAUUAUCUAAAAGACAUCGAGGACUUAAAAGACUACAUUGUAGAAGAGCUGAACGUGCAUGACAUCAUCAUUACUUCCGAUGAAGCAAAAUACGGUGUCGAGUAUAGGGCAGUCGCUGACUGGCCAGUCCUGGGCAAGAAGCUAAAGAAAGACGCCAAGAAGGUUAAGGACGCGUUGCCCAGCGUCAGCUCCGAUGAAGUACAACAGUAUCUGGAAACAGGAAAACUGCAAGUUGCUGGUAUCGAUUUGAUAACAGGCGACCUGAACGUUGUUAGAGGUCUGCCAGAAUCGCUGGCUCAAGCAGGUCUAGAAACAAGAUCUGAUCAAGAUGUCUUGAUUAUCCUCGACACCAAGAUUUAUCCAGAAUUGAAAACCGAAGGUCUCGCUAGAGAGCUUAUCAACAGAAUUCAAAAGCUGAGAAAGAAAUGUGGCCUGGAAGCCACUGACGAUGUCCUUGUCCAAUACGAACUCAUCAAGGAUACCAUGGAUUUCGAAGUUGUCGUAAAGCAACACAGAGAGACGCUAACCAAGACUUGCAGAUCCGACAUUGUCGCUUUCGAUGGCGCCAACGACGGCGCCAUCGCUGACGAAGAACAAUCUAUCAACGACACCAUUUUCAAGCUAAAGAUUUUCAGGCUAUAG